AUGGCAAGGCAUCAAGGAGGCUUCUUGCAUUAUGACGACGGCGAUAAAGCUCUUUGCUCCGAACCCUUGCCUGCUCAAUACCAGCUUCGAGUGCCGCACUUGAACGUGCACAAGAAAGUCUCUUGCGACACUCGAACCGCCUCAACGACUGAGCGCUUUGAAGACACUUACGACUCCCUGGAAACGCUCGACCAGCCAACUUCCAAGCUGCUUACAUGCCCCGACAUUUUCGAAUCGCAUCUAAAUGAUGCUGUAGACUACAGAAGAAACUUCAAGCGAAAACUGCCUUCCGUCAGCGAGUCGUCUCUGGCAUCGCGUCUCUCUGCCGUCUCAGCCAAUCCAACGGUGCACAAAUUCAGCCAAACGCUGCUCGAAAUGAUCGCUGCCGUCAAUCAAAAGAGGGACGCCUUGGAGAGCAAGUUGAAGCGGAAAGAGAGAGUACAGUGGGACACGCGGUUGGUCACAACAACUGAGAAUGCAUACGACGUUCUCUGGUAUCCUGUAACUUUGGUGGCGAUCGCAGUCGUACUUCCUUUGGUAUACGCAGCUCGUCGUCGAGACUGACUCGAAUCAUCAACUGAUAUUUCAUGGAACUGCAUGAAAAAUGAAGAGUGAAGCAGAAAAGCUCUAGUCAUGCAUUUUUCGAGAGCCAUUUGUUGUUAACCUGCCUUUCGUUCCGCGAUAUUGUCUUGCGUUUCGUUUUUAUUGUAAGGUCAAAUAUUUAACCUGCACUUUUGAGAAUUUGGUCCUGAGGUGGGAAAAAGCGUAAGUGAAUAAAAAUGUAAAGAAUUCCAGCUGGAAAUUUUUUUAUUAAAGAAGCCAAUGAAUUAAAUAUGAACAAAAAAUAAUAAAAUUACGUAUUUUCACUGAUUCUGCACAUACAUCCACUGAUGCUUUUAUGUACAGUGAAACCAAGCCAAUUCGAAGAAAUACAGGUGGACUCCCCCCACGA
Molecule: messenger RNA, 952 nt
Organism: Notodromas monacha
Lineage: Eukaryota; Metazoa; Arthropoda; Ostracoda; Podocopida; Cyprididae
Source: the annotation of a GenBank genome assembly